AUAACACUUUGUAUUUCGACACCACUGCUGCUCUCGUAUUGCCCAUGAUACAUUCGAGAAUACGAUUGUAAUCUCUUCGUAAUCUGAAGACAGACGCGAAAUCCCUCUAUUUAAAUUGCUUUAAAACUAUUAAUAGCCUCGCUCUCAGAUGAGAGCAUCAUAGCCGACAAAACAUCGCAAUAUUCCUCGAUUAGAACGAGGUGACUCCCAAGGCGAACGGUAUUCGGUCCGUCCACCUAUGGUCUGGCAGGUUUUUGACCAAGGCUACGGAUAAAAUGUGGGAUGAAGUUGCUCGGUCUGCGCCGGUUAAGUAUGGCGCUGUCAUAGCGGUCACAGUUAUCUGCGUUGUUCUGUUGAGAAAAUGGAUUGCUGGGGGUGUGUGUCAAUCUUCAGUCCAAUUACAUGGCAAGACGGUGUUGGUCACCGGUGCCAACACCGGCAUUGGCAAGGAAACGUGCCAUAACAUGGCACGUAGAGGGGCGCGGGUGGUGAUGGCAUGCCGGGACCUGACACGGGCUGCGAGGGCGGCGGAUGAGAUUCGUCAGGCCACGGGGAACAGCAACAUCGUAGUGCGGCACCUGGACCUGGCCUCUAUGUACUCUGUCAGAGAGUUGGCCAAAGAGUUCAUUGCCAGUGAGGAUCGCCUAGAUAUACUCAUCAACAACGCUGGUGUGAUGAUGUGCCCUAAGUGGCUAACAGAGGACGGCUUCGAGACACAACUGGCUGUCAAUCACCUCGGACACUUUCUACUGACCAAUCUCCUUCUGGGGAAGCUCAAGAGCUCCGCCCCUAGCCGUGUGGUCAAUGUGUCUAGCAUUGCACACAAAGGGGGUAAGAUCCAGUUUGAUGAUCUUUUCUUUGCCAAGAGGCCGUACAACUCCCUGGUCAGUUACAGGCAGAGCAAGCUGGCCAACGUGCUAUUCUCCAGAGAGCUGGCCAGAAGGUUGAAAGGUACGGGGGUGACGUCCUACAGCCUGCAUCCCGGGGUGAUCAGGACAGAGCUGACUCGUCACGUGGAGACCUGGUUCCCCAUGCUGAGGGCCAUCCUGUCAGCCCCCUCCGUGCUCCUCAUGAAGACCCCCACCCAGGGUGCCCAGACCUCCAUCUACUGUGCUGUCACCCCAGGACUGGAGAACAAGUCUGGCAGCUACUUCAGUGACUGUGCCAUGACGGAGACCGCCCCAGGGGGGAGGGAUGAUGCGGUGGCCAAGAGGCUUUGGAAGGAGAGUGCCCGUCUGGUGGGUUACAAAGAAAAAGACUGAACAACCCCCUCCAUCUGAAAACCAUAGAGAAAGACUGUACAACCCCCUCCAUCUGAAAACUAUAGAGAAAGACUGAACAACCCCCUCCAUCUGAAAACCAUAGAAAACGACUGAACAACCCCCUCCAUCUGAAAACCAUAGAGAAAGACUGUACAACCCCCUCCACCUUCAAACUAUAGAGAAGGACUGGACAACCCCCUCCACCUUCAAACUAUAGGGAAAGACUGUACAACCCCCUCCACCUGAAAACCAUAGAGAAAGACUGUACAACCCCCGCCAUCUGAAAACUAUAGUGAAAAACCGAACAAUCCCCUCCACCUGAAAACCAUAGAGAAAAACUGAACCCCCUCCAUCUGAAAACUAUAGAGAAAGACUGUACAACCCCCUCCAUCUGAAAACCACACAGAAAGACUGAACAACCCCCUCCACCUGCAAACUAUAGAGAAAGACUGAGCAACCCCCUCCACUUGCAAACUAUAGAGAAAGACUGUACAACCCCCUCCACCUUCAAACCAUAGAGAAAGACUGUACAACCCCCUCCACC
Oncorhynchus mykiss (rainbow trout) is the source of this 1806-nucleotide messenger RNA. Its product is annotated as retinol dehydrogenase 12-like. The record is from RefSeq and is a predicted model, not a curated record. Lineage: Eukaryota; Metazoa; Chordata; Actinopteri; Salmoniformes; Salmonidae.